Molecule: messenger RNA, 4692 nt
Organism: Penaeus monodon (black tiger shrimp)
Lineage: Eukaryota; Metazoa; Arthropoda; Malacostraca; Decapoda; Penaeidae
Product: matrix metalloproteinase-2-like
Exons: 11
Coding region: 8-1654 (548 amino acids)
Biological process (GO): extracellular matrix organization; collagen catabolic process; proteolysis
Cellular component (GO): extracellular matrix
Molecular function (GO): zinc ion binding; metalloendopeptidase activity
Source: RefSeq, a predicted model, not a curated record
CUACCUAAUGAAGUAUGGCUACCUACCCAUGUCGGAUAUGGAGACCGGCAACCUGAGGACGGAAGACCAGCUCAGGGACGCCAUCCGCACUAUGCAGCGCUUUGGCCACGUCCCGGUGACAGGAGUGCUGGACGAGAAGACGAAGGAGCUUUUCAACAGGCCCCGCUGCUCCUUGCCUGACGUACUUCCCGACCAGACUUCGUACACGCUCAGUCCUCGUCUGAAGCGAUUCGUGAAGCAAGGGAAGCGGUGGGACAGGUUCAACAUCACGUGGGGGAUCCGGACGUACCCGACCAAAAUCAGGGACAAGACAGGCCAGCCGAAUCACCUGACCAGAUGGGAGAUUCAGAGGGAGUUCAGACUCGCUACGGAGGUUUGGGAUCGCGCCUCCCGACUCGUGUUUUUAGAAUUGGAACACAAUGCAGACCAAGCAGAUAUUAUUAUUGAUUUCAAACGAGGAUACCACGGGGACGGGUACCCCUUCGACGGACAAGGGAAGACCCUCGCCCAUGCUUUCUAUCCGGGCGCGGGCGUGGGCGGGGACAUGCAUUUCGACGACCAGGAACCGUGGGUGCAACACAAGGAUUCCGAUAAUACCUGGGAGCACGUGAGUCUGUUUAUCACGGCGGCCCACGAGCUCGGCCACGCGCUGGGCCUCUACCACUCGGACGUCGAGGGGGCGCUCAUGGGGCCCUACCUCAUCAAGUUCCCUGAGACCUUCCAGCUGCCCGAGGACGACGUCAGGGGCAUCCAGGAGCUCUAUGGCCCGGACGAGAACUGGAACCCGGACCGCCACCCGCAGCCUCCGCCGGCGCCCCCCACCCCCAAGCCCAAGGAACCGCCCACCACGCGGCCCACCAAGGAAACCCCCAAGAAGCCCAUCCUGCCGCCCAAGAACACGGAGAAGCCCGACACGUGUGACACCGAGUACGACGCCCUCUCGGUCAUCCGCCGGGAGGUCUACAUCUUCAGGGGCAAGUACUUCUGGCGAUUGGAUCCAUCCGGAAACCUGCGUCCCAACUACCCGGCUGAAAUCACACGGUUCUGGGCUAUUCUGCCGAAAAAUAUCACGAAAAUUGACGCUGUCUAUGAAAGGCCAGAUACUAAUAUUGUCUUUUUCAUUGGCAAUCGCUACUAUGUUUGCCAAGGAAACCACCGGCUGCUCAAGACUGGGCUUCUCAAACACCUAGGACUGCCUGAGGACCUUGAGAAAGUGGAUGCUGCUUUUGUCUGGGGACAUAACGGAAGAACCUACAUCUUUGCUGAUACGAUGUACUGGAGGUUUGACGAAUCUGUGCAAAAUGUUGAGCUUGAUUAUCCAAGGGACAUGGUCAUGUGGAGCGGUGUGCCGUACAGCAUUGACUCAGCCUUUAAAUAUAAUGGAACCACUUAUUUCUUCAAAGGCAAAGUGUUCUGGGAGUUUGAUGACCUGCGUAUGAAGGUGAAGCCCAAGUCGCCUGCCCUUUCAGCACCCUACUGGCUUGGCUGCCCCAACAACAUCGAAAACCCAUCCUACGGAAAGGCAUCCGUCACUGACUCCUCUGGUAGUGGCAGUAGCAAUGGCUUGGUGACCUCUCUCCUGCCAUUAGUGGUCGCUCUUGCUGUCGUGGUGCGGGCCGAGUCGCUCACGCCAUCAUGGGGGUUUAGGCUGUGAAGUGCUCAAGGGAGGGAGGGAAGUGCGAGGGGAGUGAGGGGGGUGCCCCCAAGAGUUCUCAUGGGAUUUAUUUUCUUUUAUGUUUUUUAUUCACUUUUCUCCUUUCUCUGUUUGCAUUCUUCUUUUUUUAAUGCCCCAUAUUUUAGAAUUUCCUUCUUUUCCAGGAUUUUUUUUUUUUUUUUUAUGUAUGCAUAUAUACGGCAUGGUAAUAUGCUUAUGUAUUUCAGGAAUUAGUUGUUCAACUAAAGCUGAGAAAUGUGUGUGUGGAAUGAAUGUAUGUCAGUUCUUCUUGGACCAUUCUGAUAACUAUUAUAAUCUCAGAACAUGUUGAACAUGCCUGAAGUAGGUUGUUUCUUCUAUUUUAAACACAAUUUAUAAGAACACUUUUGGGGGAAAAAUAUUUAUUGCUGAGGGAUUUUUCCUUUCCUCUGUAUGAAGAUGAUUUCUCAGUCAGUGUUUUUUUUUUUUUUUAUUCUCUCCCUUUUUAAUGCGUAUAGUGUGAUUAUUAGAAACAUUAAAUUCUAUAAGGGGUGUUUGAUGUGAUAGCUCAUAGAUUGAGCUCGGGUAAUAUCUUUUAAUACUGUAAGAAUGUAGUGGGAUGUGUCUUGAAUACUUGAUAUCUAUAUGAAUGCUUGUUUUUUUUGUUUUUUUUUGUUUUUUUUUUGUUUUUUGUAAAAGAGGGUACUUUUGCUUUUUAUUUAUUUUUAUUUUAUUUUUUUUACUCGUCUGUAUGAUGAAACCAAAAGGUAUUUAAGAAAUUGUCUUGUUCUGUAUCAGUCUAAUAAAGGAGAUAAUUUAGAAGUAUCGUCUGUUUGUGUAAUUGAUGAACCAUUUCUCUGUUAUUUUAGUGGGAAAAAUUCUAAAACUGGAAUACACAGUGCCAGUUGGAAUGUAAGAUUUAAGUUUUGUCUUGUUUCUUUUCAUAAUACAAACAACUGCCAUUAUACUGUAGUCUUUGUGCUAACUUGUAUUAUUGGGUUGGGGUAAAGCUGGAAGUACUUCCAUUAUGCGUCUGCAUUUCUUAUCUUUUUUCUUACUCAAAGAGUACGAAUUAUAUACAUUUAAUUUUCUGGAAAUAAAUUGUGGAAGCAUUGGCCUUAGUCUGUAUUGUUUUGGACUGUAUAUCUUUAUUAUUGUUUUAGCAAUAUUGAAUUAUUUUUACUUCUUUGGAUUCCCUGUUAGGUAUAAUUGAUAAAGAAAUUGAUAUUCUAACUGGAAUAAGAAAUGCAAAUGUGUUUUAAUGCAAAGUAUUUGAUGUAAAGGAUCAUUUUAUCUCUCACCCAUUUGUGUCACUAUUUUUUUUUUUUUUUCUUUUUGUCUUUUGUCUUUUGUGACAUCUCAUUUCUUUUGUCUCUCAAAAUGAGACAAGCUGUAUAUUUUUGUAAUCUUUCAAACUGAUAUUUUUCACUUUAUUUGUUUUUUAAGAUUACUGAUCAUUGGUUAUUGAAAUGAGCUUCGGACAGAAUUUUCUUGGUGUGUAGCUACUGGGAACAGAAACAGAUAGAGAAGAGACCAAUAUUUGCAUUUGUGACUCGUAUUAUGUUAUUGCAGUGAGGCAAUACAGAAUUCAGAAUCUGCUGGUUUAGAUCUCCCGUUUUGAAACAAACUUCUCCGUUAUUUAAUGCAAAAACACACGCUAUAGAAGUUUUUGCAAAGAAAGUGAAAGAUUAGGAGAGAUUAUUGUUACAUAAUAUUAGUAUUGUAGAGGCUAUUCCACUGAACUUAUCACUGCUGUACUGCUAGUCAUGGUUAAUUUAUAAACCCAGGCUCUCGUCAAUCUUAUAGAAUGGAAGCUAUCACAUUCUGUUGAUAUGAGAAAGGAGCUUCUGUUCUGGAAAUAGUAUGAACUUAAAUGCCUGUUCACUUAAGGAAUACCAUAGUAUCAGUUUUCACAUUUUACUGGUCGUCAGAUGUAUGUAUGUGUCAACAAAUACACUAGCUUUUAUUUGUACUUGAAUAAUUUUACUGAACAAAAAAUGUCUGUAUACUGCUGAAGGUAAAAAUAAGUGGGUGCUGUCAUUUUAGGAGAAAAACUGUUUUAGUGAUGAAAAACUUGGAAGUGUACAAUAGGAUAUGUAUGCUAUGAAUUUAUAAAAGGAUUGAAACAUAUGAAUAGACUCCUAUGUAGUUCAGUGUUCAUUUACAAGACACAUAAAGCUGUGGGUAUCUCGUACUCACAUAGGUUGCCAUAAGACAAAAUGGCACCUGUACUGUAUUCUUGUGUACUGUACACAGAUUUUGAAACUGACAAGAAAAGCACUUGAAGAGUAAUUUACUCUUGUACCUACAUGUAAUAAUUAAGAAAAAAAAAAAAAAAAAAUCAUUGUGAAGGAAAAUCAGAGUAAGAAGUGUUACUGAAGCAGGCUUAUGAAGAGCCAAUAUUGUUAUAUAUAUGGAUGUGAUUUUAAAGCUUCUGCUUGUGGUAAUGGUUGCACCAUCUCAUAUGAUGAAAAUAGUUUAAAAAAAAAAAAAUCUUGUUUGUGGAUAUUUAAUAUGUUAUUUCAAGGGAAUUACACCAUGGAGCUUGACUUUUCUUUCCCAUUUUUUGUAUUUACCUUGCCAAGUAAAUACUAUAGUUUAGAGCACUGUAACUCUUGUUCUUAUGUUGUAUUACUGAGCUAGCAAGUUCACUCUUCACUAAUAUUGAACAAUAACCCAUAUCGUAAAGAUCUGCUUUUAGCAGGCAGAAUGAAAAUGCAAAAAUUCAUUUUAUUGUAUCAAUUCCUCCUUUUUUUUCAUACUCAUGUGAGAUAUGAUAAAUGUUUUCAUGUUCGAUGAUAUUGUUCUCUUCCUUGACAGUGUCUGGUUGGGCAGGAAUAGUUUUGUUAAUAUUCAGCCUUCAUUGUGAAACCAGAAUUAAGCUUAAUUUCUCUAUUUAGGACAAAUAUGAGGUCUCGUCAGCAUGAAUAAGUAUACAUUCAUCUUCACACUUCACUGCCACACCUAUGUCCUGUAUGGUUUGCAUGGUUAUUUAUUGACUGUUGUAACACUUGGCACAGAUAUAUGUAUAAUGAAAGUAAUUAAAAUCAUUUUUCAAG